AUUUUUACAAAUUUUCCUGGGCACAUAGUAGGUGCAUAUAUUUAAGUGGAUUGUGUUGUAUGAUUUUAAUUGUAUCUCAGUAUAUCUGGUUUCUAAGCAGAAUAAAACAGAAAUUAUUCUUGUCAUGAUAAAAACAAUCCAAAAAAGUGUGGCAGGCCCAAACUCGAGAUCUACCUAUUUGGGAAAUGUUUUUUCCAAUAAUUUAAAAGUUGUGAAAAACUCAGUUCUCAGAGCUAGGUGAUAAUGAGGAAGUAAAUUGCUCUCUAAUAAAUCAUUAGUUAACUUUCCUCCUUCAAACUACUACUGAUUGCAGUGAUGCAGUUUCUACCUAGAGUCUGUAACAUGUAGAAUGACAAAUAUGUGCUUGUGACAUCGUUCCCAUGUCACUUCAGAAACAGUUUGCUCGUGAUAUUUUGGGUUAGAUGAUUCAAAUAGGAAAGAAACAUUUUGAUCCUAAGUAUGUAUAUCUCUUCAAAUUAAAUGUUAAUUUCAAUUAAAAUCUUUUAUUUAAUCACUAACAACACCAUUAAACAGUCAAUAACAUGUGACUGUUUGCUUCUUCUACUCCUCCCUUGCAACAUCACAGAGGUCCAUUUGUUCACACAAAACCCACAUGAAAAUAGGACUCAGUGUUUCAUAUUGCAUAGCUUAUUGAGUACGUUUAGAAGAAUUUUGCCUCCAAAAUUAAACCAGAAAAUAUGACUCAGUGAGAACGCAUGGUGGCGCUGCAGGCUAAGAUGACGGAAAAUACAAUUGCCUACCCAGCUCCACGAUCCAGCAAACCGUUUCCCAAAGCCUGGAAGCAAAAGAAUAGCUGAGCCAGAGCAAAUGCGAGUGUGAAACCUCUUUAAGACACCACUGAGCUGCUUGGUUCUGACAUUCUGGACUGCAAAACCGUGCUACUAGGAUCCUGGGGGUACAUGAAGCUUCUGUGAGCCAAGUUUUCAAGAAAGAGCAAUGGAGAUUGGAUGGAUGCACAAUCGGAGACAAAGGCAAGUCCUUGUUUUCUUUGUUUUGCUGAGCUUGUCCGGGGCGGGCGCCGCGUUGGGGCCCUAUUCCAUAGUGGAGGAAACCGAGAGAGGCUCUUUUGUGGCAAAUCUAGGAAAAGACCUGGGGUUGGAGUUGACAGAGAUGUCCAGCCGCGGGGCCAGGAUCAUUUCCCAGGGGAACAAACAGCAUUUGCAGCUCAAGGUUCAAACUGGGGAUUUGCUCAUAAAUGAGAAGCCAGAUCGAGAGGAGCUAUGCGGUCCCAGUGAGCCUUGCAUACUACAUUUCCAAGUGCUCAUGGAAAACCCUUUAGAAAUAUUUCAGGCUGAACUGAGGGUGAUAGAUAUAAAUGACCAUUCUCCCGUGUUCAAUGAGAAGGAAAUGGUUCUAAAAAUACUGGAAAACAGUCCUCUAGGAACUGAGUUCCCUCUGUAUCAUGCUGUGGACAUGGACGUAGGAAGCAAUAAUGUUCAAAAUUAUAAUAUCACCCCAAAUUCCCAUUUUGGGGUUCUAACCAGAGAACGCAAUGAUGGCAGGAAAUAUCCUGAGCUAGUGUUGGAUAAAGAGCUGGAUCGGGAGGAGGAGCCUCAACUAAGAUUAACCCUGACAGCGCUGGAUGGGGGUUCUCCACCGCGAUCUGGAACCGCCCAGGUCCGCAUUGAAGUGGUGGACAUCAACGAUAACGCCCCUGAGUUUGAGCAGCCCAUCUACAAAGUGCAGAUUCCAGAGAACAGCCCCCUUGGCUCCCUGGUUGCCACCGUCUCCGCCAGGGAUUUAGACAGCGGAGCCAAUGGGAAAAUAUCAUACACACUCUUUCAGCCUUCAGAGGAUAUCAGUAAGACUUUGGAGGUAAAUCCUAUGACGGGAGAAAUUCGACUGAGAAAACAAUUAGAUUUUGAAACAACUAUGUCUUAUGAAGUGGACAUCAAGGCCACAGAUGGGGGAGGUCUUUCAGGAAAGUGCACUCUUCUCCUGCAGGUGGUGGACGUGAAUGACAAUCCUCCACAGGUGACCAUGUCUGCACUCACCAGCCCCAUCCCAGAGAACUCGCCAGAGAUUGUAGUUGCUCUUUUCAGCGUUUCAGAUCCUGACUCCGGGAACAAUGGUAAGAUGAUUUCUUCCAUCCAGGAAGACCUUCCCUUUCUUCUAAAACCCUCAGUCAAGAACUUUUACACCUUGGUAACGGAGAGAGCACUCGACAGAGAAGCAAAAGCUGAAUAUAAUAUCACCCUCACCGUCACAGAUAUGGGGACUCCAAGGCUGAAAACGGAAUACAACCUAACAGUGCAG
Molecule: messenger RNA, 2277 nt
Organism: Sapajus apella (tufted capuchin)
Lineage: Eukaryota; Metazoa; Chordata; Mammalia; Primates; Cebidae
Product: protocadherin beta-16
Exons: 1
Biological process (GO): homophilic cell-cell adhesion
Cellular component (GO): plasma membrane
Molecular function (GO): calcium ion binding
Source: RefSeq, a predicted model, not a curated record